Messenger RNA from Besnoitia besnoiti, 4320 nucleotides. RefSeq lists its product as uncharacterized. NCBI's taxonomy places the organism in Eukaryota, Apicomplexa, Conoidasida, Eucoccidiorida, Sarcocystidae. The coding region runs from base 1 to 4320 and encodes 1439 amino acids. The record is from RefSeq and is a predicted model, not a curated record. The transcript has 6 exons.
AUGUAUGCUCAGCAAUCCGAGCUCGUGCGUCACCGUUCUUCUUGCGCUCUGCUCUCUUUGUUUCCGCGCUCUUCGCCGUCUUCUUGUGCCUCUCUCUCUCCUGCGCGCGCUCGCGAUCUCUUCGUUGCAGCACCGGUUUCGUCUGCAACGGCUUUCGCCCCUCAGUUACUCACAUCGCAUCUCUCUCCGGUCCCUCCAUCUGCACACUGGACGCGCGCGCCGCAGAAGAGAUCCUUCUUCUCGUCUCCUGCCGACUCUGCGCCGCGCCCUGAGGCUACCUCGGCGCCCUUUGAGGACUUUGACUUCACGUUUCGCACGCUGCGGCGGCGGCGCUGGAGGCCGCCGCGGACGGUAUCGCCCAUCGCGGUCCCACGGCCUGCCGCCCCCUCCUCCGCCGGCGCGGAGUCGCCUUCCGCCCCGCCGGAGGGUUCCGACCACGGCGGAGACGAGGCGGCGGAGGCCCCAGAGCGGGCGCUGCCGUACGGCUACUCCACGCUCGCGGAGCUGGAGGGCCGCUGGGUGAGACUCGCGCUGAAGAAUGUCUUGACGCGAACGCGACCUCGUCGUGGAGGCGGACCGCCUUCGCCUUCCGCGCUCGCCUCACGGUUCGCUGAUGAAUCAAUCGAGGGCCCGGCGAGCAAGGCGAUGCGCCGCGACGUCAGCGGUGAGCAGCGACCUCCCGAGAUGAAGCCGCUCACGCUGCUCGCCGAGGCACCCACGCUCGCGGAGAGCCUGGCCUUCCUGCGGGAGCCACGAGAGACAUCAACAGAGGCUCCCGGCGACACAGCGGGAACUGCGGGGCUUGUGCGCGAGGGCGACGAGGGCACGGAGGGGGAGCGCGCGAGGGCACUGGAGGUCGAUGCGGCAGACGAGGCCUUUGAGGUGGCGGCGGACGAGCCAGACGGUGAUGCGUCGGACGAAGUCGCGUCAGGACUGCCGGAGGGAGCGUUUGCACGGGGCGACGGCCGCGACGCAUUGGACGUUGAGGCCGAGCUUGGGGUUUACGUACACCCGAAGUGGUCGCGCACCAUUGAGAAACUGGAGCGCCUUUUGCCGCGCAUGGCGGUGCACGACGUGUGUCUCUGUCUGCGGUACCUGGCACAGGCGAGUCUCCUGGAGCACCGCGUCGCUCUGGGCUGCAUCUACACCUUGAGGCAGAAGGCAGAAGACUUGACUGCGCGCGAAAUCGGCGUCCUCUGCGACUUUCUGAACAAGCCGUUCUUCCGCCGCGCCGCCCAACAGCUCGCGAAGGGCGAUUCUGAGCCCGUGCCUGGCAGAGAGUCGAGCGGACUCAAUCCCGCCCGUCGAAGCGAUCCUCCGCCGCAGGCCGCCGCACUGGCCUCGCGCGGCGCGCGCGACGGGUGCUCGGGAGCGGCGGGCCGUCGGCGCAGAAGCGACGACGCCGCCUGCGAAGAAACUGCGCCGCUGCGCCGGGGGCAAGAGUGGCACGCGAGUGACGUCCUUGACGCGAAGGCGCGACGCCGCGCCCUCAAGAGGCAGCGCCUCGCUGACCUCGUCGCGGAGCAAGAGCUGACGCUGAGGAAGCUGAGGCAGCUCGUCAGAGCCAAAUGCCACGAUCUCCAACAUGCAAACGACGUCUGCAGCGUCCUCUGGACGUUCCACGCGCACGGCCUGCUGUCGGCGUCUCUCUUGGGGACUGUGCGCCGCCUUUUACUGCAACGGUUGCGGGGUUCGCCCGAGCCCAAUCCUGAAGUCCCCUCCUCCGCAUCCUCCUCGCCGUCCUCUCAGGCGUUUCGGAACUCGCUGCUGCCUCGGCACAUGGCCAGUUUGGUGGCGUUCUUUCUGCGCACCGGCCUCCUAGACCGUGAGCUCUUCCGAGCGCUCACGUCCGCCUGUCUGUCGGAGGCCUCCGCCUCCCGCCUCUCGGCAGCGCCGCCGUCCUCGACCCCGCCCGCUGCGACCCGCGCCGGCGCGCCUGCGGGCUUCGUGGGCGACGGCUCGGCAGAGAGCGCAGACGCGAAGAAGGCGCGAACCCGGCAGGAGCAGAAACUCGGGGUGUGGCUCGCGGCGCGGCUCCAGGGCAAAGACCUUCUUCGCCUGAGUGAAGGACUGGUCGCCGUCACAGCCGCGUCGCCGCUGUCUCUUCUCGCCUCGUCCUCCGCCGCCUCGCCCGUGGCGGAGUUCUACGGGGGGGACGACGAGGAGCUCCGCAGCCGCGCGGAAGAGUACACGCUGGCCAUGGCGCUUCAGAUCGCCGCCGUGAGGAAACACAGGUCUCUCUCGGGAUCAGCGCUCUCAACCCUGCUUUUCUACUCCGCGACUCUUGCGAGUCAGCUGCCGGGGGUCUGCGUCCUCCCGGAGUUGGCGUACCGCGCCUCGACGCAUCUCGCGUGGAGGACAUCGGAGUUUUCUCUUUCGGCGCAGGCCCAGUUCCUCAGUGCCCUGCCCGCCCUGUCGGCAGUGCUUCCGCCAGACCCGCUCCUCGUCUCGGCUCUCGCGGAUUCGCUCUCAAGUUCGCUUCUCUCUCUCUCUGCGCCAGCGUCUCCGUCUCCCCCGUCUCCCGCAGGGGCGCUGCCGCUGCUGUCUCUGUCGUGGGCUGCCGUCGCCUCGCUGCUCGCGCUGUACCAGCGCUCCGCGGCCUCGCAUGCUGUUGCUGCGGCGGCCGAGCGCAUCCGCAGGCGGCACUAUCUCGAUCUUUUUCUGCUGCUCUCCGCUCCCACGUCUUCGAGAUGUCUUCCAUGCGGAAAGCCUCCGCCUGCUGCACUGCAUUCGGCUUCGUCUCCCCCUCUGCCUAUGGACUCUGACCCACCCCCCGCCCUGUCCGCCGAAGCCCGUCUCUGUGUCGAAUACGGAGGAGCUGAUGGAGACAGGAAUGCGUCAGGAGACGCGUUUGCCUCCUGCUCUGCUCAUUCAGCGAUGGGGAUUGGCGAGCUGCGUUUAGCUGACAACAGGCACGAGCGGGUCCACGGCCAGCUGCCUGCCUUGGCAGCGACUGCCUCCUCUUCUCUUGAGUACCUCGACCCUCCCCCUUUACCGGCGUCGCUGCUCCAGCAGGCGCAAGCAGAGCAGCACCUCCUCUCCCUGCGCGACGCCCUCGAGGCGGCCACCGAGGCGCUUGCCGCCUCGCAGUUGCCUGCCGGCGGCGCCGGCUCUGCGGACACGCUAGCUAGCGCCCAAAGCCGCGUGCAGGCGGCAUCUAGCGUCCGCACUUCGCACGUCUCAGGGGCGAAGGAGGCGCUGCCGACUCUGGUUCAAGUCGUCCUCUGGUCUCAAAUUGCCGCGGCGUCGUGUGCGUCCCAGGCCUCGGAGAGGGUGCUACGCAGUGCAUUCAGGUGUCUCCGCCGCCUUUUGGGUGCGCCGGAGACCGCCGCGGCCUUGGCGGGAAGCUGCCGGGCGGCUGCGACCGCGGUCGUAGGACUCCAGAGCCCGGACACGCAAACGGCCUCGGGCUUGGGCGCGCGUCUCGCGUGCCUCGCGGCGCUGUGGCAAAACGUCAGCCUCUUGAGAUGUAGAGACUCCGGAGUGUUGUACCCUCUCGUCGAGGCGGCGGAUGCCUUUGCUGAGGCGCGUGCGGACGCUAGGCAACCCGCCAUGCCCGGUGACGCGUUUGGGAAACCAAGGCAGGAGAAUGGCAAGCGAGAAGAGGAUUUACUUACAGCAGUCUCGGUGGACAUCCUGCUCUCUGCAUGCGAGCUUCAGGCCUUGGAUCUGCUCUCUGAAUGCACCAGGCGCGCGCUCCUCCAGACUGCAGUCAACCGCCUAUCGUCGUUGUCAACGGGGUCUCUCCUGUCCCUCCUUCAAAGCGCCCUGCUUUGCACUGCCGACGCUGAGGCGCGCGCAGGCGUUGGCGGCGCAAGCGACGCGCCUGCGCUUUCGGCGCAACGGCUGCCGGUGUCGGCGUGCGGCAGCGGUGGUGCGGCCGCGCCGCCGCUUGUUCCGCACAACCCAGAUUCCAUCACGCUGGCAGGGUCGCCUCUGUCUCCCGCCCCCUCUCGUCAGUCCGCUGCUGAGGCCUACGGGCAGCUCCUUCCCUGUGUGAUGCGAGAAGCCGCCACGCGCUUUCAGGCUGGGGGGUAUAUACCGCCUGCCUCGCAUCUGCCCCUGUUUCUCCUCGCCAGGCGGUUCCUCCUCGCUCCGUGCUUCUCGUCCCUGCUAGCCCGCCGUGGCGCCGGGGGAGUGGGGGGGGGUGUCAAGGCGCGGAGUCAGUCGCAGGGGGCCGCGAGCCCCUGGGCCUUCUCUGGGGCGACCGCGACAGGCAGGCCGUUCGGGCCUUCCUCAAGCACUUGGCGUGGCGCGAGACUGCGGCGGGGGCCGAUCCGAUCGUUCACAGCAACAGGUACCAGACUGCAUCCCGCCUAG